AUGAAAUCCAUCGCAAACUCAAUGGCCCAAGACUCCAAUCACGCCAUUGUUUUCGGAGCAGCCGGACUCCUGGGCUGGUCUGCUGUGAAUCAACUUCUCUCCGGCUAUCCCACUUCCCGCUCAUUUUCCCGAGUCACAGCCGUGCUUAAUCGUUCUGUGCCAGAACCUGAACUCCACUGGCCGACUGGCCCAGGUAGACCGCAGCUACAGAUUGUCUCGGGCAUUGAUCUUCUACAAGGAACGGGAGACGACCUGGCAAAGCAAUUGAAGGAGAAAGUCAAUGGAGUGGAGGAGAUAUCCCAUGUUUUCUACUUUGUGUUCGCCUCCCUGAAUGAGGAUCCCAUCAAAGAGUGCGCCCAAAACUGCGGCAUGAUGCAGAGGCUCGCGGAUGCCCUCAACAUGGUAGCUCCAAGCCUACGGACGUUUGUCUAUUCCGGUGGCACCAGAGGAUACGGUAUCUAUAUACCAGGUGGCAUAUUCCAACCACCCCUUGUGGAAUCCAUGGCCGACAACCUUCCAGACGACUACGCCAGGACAGUUGCAUACCCCUGGUUCCAAAAGAUCCUCACAGAGUCCAGCAACGGACGCGGUUGGACUUGGACCGAGGUUUGUCCUGACGCCGUCGUUGGAUUUACCCCGAAUGGCUCUGCCUUUUCUCUGGCGCUCCACUGGGCGCAAUAUCUUUCUCUAUACGCUUACAACCAUGGAAUUAGACCGAAUGGUACAGCCAGUCCAAACAGGGAUGAGGUGAAAGUACCCUUCCCUGGAGAUGAAGCAGGGUAUCGAUCUCUCUUGACGCCGGUCUCUGAGAAGAUUCUCGGUCGAAUUGCCAUCCAUGCAGCUCUCGACCCCGAUAAAUGCGGUCAGAAAACCAUCAACAUGGUGGAUAAUGACCGUCCGGUGAGCUUUGCCGAUUUAUGGCCUGCCAUCGCCAACUGGUUCGGGCUCAAGGGAGUAGGACCUUCGUCAGUUGGUGACGCUUUCAAGCCGGGAGAAUAUGUAACCAAGUUCCGUCAUCUGUUCACGGAGAAUGAGCGACCGAAAGGAGCGACGUGUGGUGUGGGUGCUGGAAGUACCCAGUUGGAUUCCCUAGGAUGGUGGUUGUGUUUUGACCGUCAUUUGAGCUCGGAGAGGCUGCGGAAGAAAAGCUGGGAUUAUCCUUUGAGAAAGGGAAAGUACAAUAGUAUGAUUUCCAGCCCAGCUGUUUUACUUCCUGUAUUAAGACAGGAUUCGCUGGCCCCUGCUGGUCAGUCGACCAAGUCCGAUCAGACCGAGGGCAAUCUUCACGCCCUCAUCAAGAUCGGGAAGAUCAAUGCUCUGGACCCGGCAGUACUUGCCUCAUACCUUUUGCACGCCAGUGACAUAGGAGAUCUGCUACUCUUUUUGGAGCCUUUUCCGCUCGUCUACAGUGGCAUUCACGGAUUCCACCUUGGACAACUGGGCCUUUGA
This is a messenger RNA of Aspergillus thermomutatus, 1449 nucleotides long. RefSeq lists its product as uncharacterized. The coding region runs from base 1 to 1449 and encodes 482 amino acids. The transcript is spliced from 4 exons. The record is from RefSeq and is a predicted model, not a curated record. Lineage: Eukaryota; Fungi; Ascomycota; Eurotiomycetes; Eurotiales; Aspergillaceae.